AUGAACUCGAUCGACCCCGGCUCCGUGCCGCCACUCAGCUCGGUACAGCCACAGCGUUCUCGCAGCGCCUCCAGCACAGCACAUACCUCCCACGAUGCAGGGUCCGUCACCGUGGACUCGUCCUCGCAGCACGUGUCUAACAAUGGACUCUCAAAUAGAAAAGCGACUGGCAAGAUAUCACGCUCAGACAAGGACAGCGAUGCAAAGAGACCAACAUCUAACACGAUCGAUCCUUCGUCACAGAAGCGCAGGAAGAGUCGUGCCCCCGACACCUACCCGCUGUUUGACGGCGACAAGCCAUGGUCGCAACGUUCGUGGGCGUACGAGCUGAUGCCCUUCCGCGGCAUGUGGUACGAUCUCCGACGACGCAAACCGUACCUCCUCAGCGACUGGGUGGAAGGCUUCGAGCCCCGCAAUUGGUGGACCGUCGCCAACAGUGUCGUCCGCAUGUACUUCAUCAACCUCAUGCCUGCCAUCGCCUACGUCCUCGACAUGAACUACCGCACGGGCGGCUCGUACGGCGUCAACGAGGUCAUCCUCGCCUCCGCCCUCGCUGCUAUCGUGUUCGCCAUCUUCUCCGUCCAGCCGUUGACGUUUGUCGGCGUCACUGGUCUCAUCAACCUCGUCAACUACACACAGUACAACAUCUUUGUCGGCUACUACGGCUUUGACCGUCUCGACUACCUGCGCAUCCAGGCGUGGUCCUUGAUCUGGGCUGCCGGCUUUCAUUUCGUUGUCGCCAUCUUCAACGUGUGCGAUUUUACUCGGUUCAUCACCGACAUGACUUCCGAGACAUUCGGCUUCUACGUGGGCAUCAUCUACAUCCAAAAGGGCAUCGAAUUGCUCAUCGAAGAGUUUGAACCCCUUCCGCUCGACAAUGCGACCGGCUGGCUCUCGGUCACCAUCGCCAUCCUAUUCACCAUCUCCGUCUACCUCGUCGCCAAGGUAGGCAACACCACCUACCUCCCCUUCAAGAUGCGCAACUUUGUUGCCGGCUACGCCUUUGCAGCGGGCUGCAUCUUUUGGACGGGCUUCAGUCAUUUCCCCAAGAACUCGCUCGCUUUGGUGCCAGUGGAGCGCGUGCCCAUCACCCGCGCCUUCUAUCCUACCCUGGACCGAUCCUGGUUCAUCGACUUCUGGAACAUCGAGCUCAAGUACGUCUUUGUCGGUGCACCGUUGGGUUUCCUCAUCAUGUUGCUCUUCUACUUCGAUCACAACGUGUCGAGCGUCAUGGCGCAAGCGCGCAACUAUCCUGUUCGAAAACCCGCCGGUUUCCAUUGGGACUUCUUUCUGCUUGGCAUUACGACAUUGGUCUCUGGCUUCCUCGGACUGCCCGCUCCGAACGGUCUCGUACCCCAAGCACCGGUGCAUACGGAAACCCUCUCGGUGUACAAACAGGUCGAAAAGCCGGAUGAAACCAAACGCAUCGCUCGCGAGGCCCGACGCGGCGCCCGAACACGCACCGUGAAACAGCAACACAUUGUCAACGUUCGCGUGGUCGAGAAUCGUCUCUCGCACCUCAUCAUCGGCCUUCUCACCCUUGGCACCAUGACGCGUCCACUCCUCGUUGUCCUCGGCACGAUGCCCCGAGCCGUCUUCGCGGGAAUUUUCAUCCUCGUAGGCUGGGCAUCCAUCGAGCGCAACGCUAUCACUCUUCGCACGCUCGCCAUCUUUCGCGAUCGACGCCUCUCUCCCCCCGACGAACCGCUCAACUCCAUCCGGCGGAGUAAGAUCGCGCUGUUCGUGGGAAUUCAGUGGCUGUUCGCGGCGAUGUGCAUUGCCAUCUCCGCUACGAUUGCCGGUAUCGGCUUCCCGGUGAUCAUCACGCUGCUGAUACCGGUGCGGUACUGGGUUGUGCCGAGGUGGUUCAGCCCGUUGGAGUUGAAGAUUCUGGAUGCGCCGACGGCCGAUGCGGAUGGCGUACUGGCGAGUCUCGGGCAUGAGCCGGAGCGCGUUACGGGGAGAGGAGUGGAGAUCGCACUGGAUACGAAGAUCGCUGGGGAGCUCUACAGUAAGAAGUCGCUGCUCGACGAGUCGGAUGACGAGGAGGAAGGGGGUGGAUUGGGCCGGGAGAAGUCCGCAUCGCAAUUUCGGGAUGACUACGCUACACAACACCGCUCGGAUGAAGAGGCGCAGGUCCGCGGUGAGGGUAGCACAGACAAGACAGCUGCGAGUUCCAGAGAAGAAGGAGUGGAUGCGACGCCGAGGGAGGCGGUGAGGACGGUCGCUGGUGUGGGCGGCCAUCAAACCGCCGAUCCGGAACGUCACGUCGAGCCAGCUUCGGGCGCCGGCGUGAUCGCUUCUGGUCUGGGCUCCGGCGUUGCGGUCGCUGCGGAGAAUGAUAGACUAGAAGAAGCGGAGGAGAAGGCGGAAGCUCAGGACGAAGAAGAGGAAGAGAAGGUCGCAGCGCCUGCCAUUGCGGGCGCUUCAACGAUGCCAUCCGAGAAGGUGGCGGCGGUCUCAGAGCCAACAAAGGAGGCGACAUCGUCAGAGCCAACGAAGGAGACACCGAAGCCAGUCGCCUCGCAGUCGGUCGAGCCAGAGGUCUCUAAACCCGCUGCAUCGAGUACGGUAACAGAGUCCACGAAGGAGACGCCGAAGUCGCACUUUGUGGAGCAGGUCUCUGAGCCGGUAGCACCGAGUGCAGGGACCGCGCUCAAAUCGCCCAAGAAGCGACGCUACGUUACAGUCGAGAACCCGCCACGGGGCGCCGGCACCGCACCGCCGCCCGUGCAGUGGAGGCAGGGCGAGGCGUCACAGCAUUAG
Molecule: messenger RNA, 2766 nt
Organism: Kalmanozyma brasiliensis GHG001
Lineage: Eukaryota; Fungi; Basidiomycota; Ustilaginomycetes; Ustilaginales
Product: Bicarbonate transporter, C-terminal
Exons: 1
Coding region: 1-2766 (921 amino acids)
Biological process (GO): borate transport; monoatomic ion homeostasis; monoatomic anion transport
Cellular component (GO): plasma membrane
Molecular function (GO): solute:inorganic anion antiporter activity
Source: RefSeq, a predicted model, not a curated record